This is a messenger RNA of Bactrocera latifrons, 928 nucleotides long. RefSeq names its product alpha-tocopherol transfer protein-like. Bases 1 to 912 code for a protein of 303 amino acids. Gene Ontology annotation, molecular function: phosphatidylinositol bisphosphate binding. Gene Ontology annotation, cellular component: membrane. The transcript has 3 exons. NCBI's taxonomy places the organism in Eukaryota, Metazoa, Arthropoda, Insecta, Diptera, Tephritidae. The record is from RefSeq and is a predicted model, not a curated record.
AUGCGUCCCUUGCCACCGGAAUUAGCGAAAAUCGCACGAGAAGAAUUGAACGAGAUACCGGAGCGUGUGCACCAAGAUUUGGUUAUAUUGCGRACAUGGAUUUAUCAGCAGCGAUAUUUGUAUGCGCGUACAUCGACGGACUUCCUGAUUGCCUUCCUCAGGCGUUGUCGCUACAGUUUGGAGCAGACAAAGAAACGCAUUGAUGACUUUUUCACAUUUCAUACAAAGUGUCCGGAGAUAAUGUCGAAUCGUCGUGUGACAGAGAAAAUGUUAACCAUCAACCGCUUAGGACUUCAAUAUUUCCCGGAAUUUCCUAGAUGCAGUGAUCACUCUGCAAUUAUGAUUACCCGACUCAACUGUUGCCCCAAACGGUACCACAUGCGUGAUGUUAUGGCUUACACUGCGAUAGGUAUGGAACUGAUAGCACUAGAGAACGAUAAUGCUGCUAUUGUAGGGGUUAUUCAAAUAAUCGAUUUGUCCAAUCUGGAUGUUGAGCAUGCGGCUCAAUUGAGUGGCGGUCUCUUAAGGAAAUGGUGGUAUUGGAUGAGUGAUUGCUGCCCCUUGCGCAUAAAUGCAACCUAUUGCUUGAACGCGCCCAAAGAACUACAAAAUUGGUUAGGUGUCCUGAGAACACUACGCGUCAAAAUGUGUCCGCAGUUCUUUAUUCUGAAAUCUUUGGAAGAGCUGUAUCAAUAUAUUCCGCAGAAAUGUUUACCUGAGGAAUAUGGUGGCACCAAUGGGCAUAUGCAUGAGUGUGUUUCGUACAUGGAAGAUUUGCUGAAGAGCUAUCGUGACUAUUUUGAAGAUGAAGUAAAUUACGGCACUGUUGAACAUUUACGAAGUGGUGAGAUUAUGCCAUAUGAAGCGGAGUUUGGCGCAGAAGGCAGUUUCCGUAAAUUGAUUUUCGAAUAAAAAUUAUUGGAAAAGG